UCACGUGGUUUUCCAAUUGGUUAAAUUUCUUUGGACAACGAUUCUAGACAGACACUACACAUCAAAGGAUGAGUUAAACGAAAUCAUAAAUAAACCUUCUCAACUAAUAUUUGAUGCUGCUGAAGUUGGAAAUUUUGGGUUCUUAUCGGAGCUUAUUAGUGCCCAUCCAAGCUUGAUAUGGGAGAUGGAUAGCAAAAAUCGAACUAUAUUACACAUAGCUGUUUUGCAUCGGCAUGCUAGUAUAUUCAAUCUCGUACAUCAAAUAGGGCAUAUAAAGGAUGUCAUAGUGACAUUUGAAGAUGAAGACAGAAACACUAUAUUACACUUGGCUGCAAAAUUAGCACGACGAGGUCAACUUGAAUUGGUUUCUGGAGCAGCUUUUCAAAUGUGUGUCGAGUUAGUAUGGUUUGAGAAAGUAAAGAAGAUAAUGUUGCCAGCACAAAUUAAGUCAAAAAACUCCAAAGACAUGACUGCAGAAGAACUGUUCUCGAAUGAGCAUGAAAAACUAAGGGAAGAUGCAGAGUCUUGGAUGAAAAAAACUGCCGAGUCUUGUAUGCUAAUUUCAACAGUCAUUGCUACUGGAGUGUUCGCUGCUGCAACUACUUUACCAGGUGGUACCGAUGACACAGGAAAACCAAACUACUUGAAGAAACCAUCAUUCUUGGUGUUUGCAAUAUCAGACACAUUUGCAUUUAUCUCAGCUUCGACCGCGAUAUUGAUAUUCUUGUCUAUUCUUGUAUCGCGUUAUCGAGAGUAUGACUUCUAUAAAUCACUGCCUUUAAAGCUAAUAUUUGGAUUGAUCACAUUAUUCAUCUCCAUAACAAGCAUGAUGGUAGCAUUAAGUACUUCCUUCUUCAUAAUAUACUACCAUGGUUCGAUGUGGAUUCCUAGUUGCAUUACAAUACUUUCCUUCCUCCCAAUACUUUUGUAUAUACGUUUGCAAUUUAAAUUGUUUUCUGAUAUCAUUUACUCAACCUACUAUUGGAAGACUCUAUCUAAGCUUGGUAAAAAUAUGAUUUAUGUACUAGAGAAGUAGAGGAUUAUUAUUGUAGUGUAUAUGGAAUUAUAUUCUGUUACUAGAAGUCGUUGAUGUUAUAUAACAUUAUGGAAUAAUCUAGUUUUUAUGUAUUUAUUUACUUGCUUUUCUUUAAGAGUGGUUUAUUUUACUCUGUACUCUUU
Molecule: messenger RNA, 1179 nt
Organism: Medicago truncatula (barrel medic)
Lineage: Eukaryota; Viridiplantae; Streptophyta; Magnoliopsida; Fabales; Fabaceae
Product: ankyrin repeat-containing protein At5g02620
Exons: 2
Coding region: 185-1036 (283 amino acids)
Cellular component (GO): membrane
Source: RefSeq, a predicted model, not a curated record